Molecule: messenger RNA, 267 nt
Organism: Spirometra erinaceieuropaei
Lineage: Eukaryota; Metazoa; Platyhelminthes; Cestoda; Diphyllobothriidea; Diphyllobothriidae
Source: the annotation of a GenBank genome assembly
AUGGACCUGUUCUCCGCCGCCUGCGAGAACUUCGGUCUGGUCAUCAACACACAGAAGACCGUGGUGAUGCAGCAACUGCCACCCAACUCGGCCACAGCCCCCAACGCGCCGCCGCAAAUCAGCGUGAAUGGUACCCAACUGCAAGUGGUGGAGAACUUCCCGUACCUGGGCAGUACUCUCUCCCGAAACACCAAGAUCGACGACGAAGUCGCCAACAGGAUCUCGAAAGCCAGUCAAGCCUUCGGACGCCUCCAAAGCACAGUUUGA